This is a messenger RNA of Sitophilus oryzae (rice weevil), 4760 nucleotides long. RefSeq names its product protein lap1 (gene Lap1). Gene Ontology annotation, biological process: neurotransmitter receptor transport, endosome to postsynaptic membrane; neurotransmitter receptor transport postsynaptic membrane to endosome. Gene Ontology annotation, cellular component: adherens junction; postsynaptic membrane; postsynaptic density. Gene Ontology annotation, molecular function: protein binding. The coding region runs from base 241 to 2337 and encodes 698 amino acids. The record is from RefSeq and is a predicted model, not a curated record. NCBI's taxonomy places the organism in Eukaryota, Metazoa, Arthropoda, Insecta, Coleoptera, Curculionidae. The transcript is spliced from 8 exons.
AAUGACUCCCUGUCGCGGUCCCUGUACAUAAAUAUCUGUCAUUUGUAUAUUGUUGUUAUGCUUUAAAUACCUUGGAAGUCUGUGAAAAACAUGUAUUAUUUAAAAAAUUGUGGAUAAAAUCAAUACACUUGUUUGUCGUUUAAAAGUCGUGUCAAAAUUUACUGGAAAAUGUAGUUUUUUAUUGAAUAGUUAUCUCUAAAAAUGAUUCCUGUUCGUAUAUUUUCAAAGGAUUGAAGUAAUAUGGGUUGGUUAAGCUGCUGCGAAUGCAAAUCAAAAGAAGAGAAAAUUACAGAGUUAGAUUUUUCACGUUGCGGAAUAUCGGAAGUACCAAACGAAGUUCACGCUAAUUCGCCCACUUUAGAAGUACUACAUCUGGAAGGGAACAAGCUAAAAGAUUUGUCUCCUCAGCUGUUCCAGUGCAUAGAUCUAAGAUAUUUAAAUGUUAGUGAUAAUGAAAUCCGAGCCAUACCACCACUAAUUUCAAAAUUAUCCAAUCUACAGGUGUUGAUAUUCAAUAAAAACGUUUUAGAUGGGGUUCAUCCAAACUUGAAUAAGCUCAGCAAACUAACAAUGCUAGAUUUGAGUAUGAAUGAUCUUGGGAAAGUUCCUGAGGCUAUAAUGAGUCUAAUUAACUUGCAGCAACUAUGCCUAAACGAUACUGGAAUUGACUUUGUACCCGCUAAUAUUGGGAGACUUUGUAAUUUAAGGAUUUUGGAGUUAAGGGAUAAUAAUUUAUGUGAGUUACCGAAAUCCAUUCGAAGGUUGACAAAUUUACAAAGACUUGACGUUAGUGACAACAAUUUAUCCAGCUUGACUGAAGUGUGUGAGUCACAUAGUAGUUUAACAGAGCUAUGGAUUAAUGGGAAUAAUAUAACUGAACUUUCUGUAUCAAUUACAUAUUUAAAGAAGAUAAAUGAUUUUGAUGCCUCGUAUAACAAUUUAGAAUCUGUGCCAAAGGAGAUUGGUCAUUGGACCAAAAUAACAAAUUUAAUAUUAAGUUUCAAUAAUAUUUCGACACUACCAAAGGCCAUAGGUAAUUUAAGGAAUCUUCAAGUCUUAAAAUUGGAGUCCAAUUAUCUUGAAGAAUUACCAAGUACCAUUUGUAAAUUAAUUAAUUUAGAAGAACUGAAUUUGCAAAAUAAUUUCUUAACUAAAGUGCCUAGUAGUAUAGGGCAUUUACGAAAGUUGGCUACAUUAAUUUUGUCUGAUAAUAAAUUGCAAUGUUUACCCCCAGAAAUUGGCAGUUGUUGCGAAUUAUCAAUACUAAAUGUUCAUAACAAUUAUUUAGAAAAACUUCCCGAAGAAGUAGGUCAUUUACAACAUCUAACAACGCUGGGUGUUAUUGGUAAUAGGCUUUCCUAUUUACCAUUGACCAUAUCUAAAUUAACAAAUCUAAAAGCAUUGUGGCUUACACCAAAUCAGACACAGCCAUUAAUUCACCUACAAAACGAACAACUGCCUGAUGGCCAAGUAGUCCUGACAUCUGUUGUGUUUCCCCAAACGCCAUUAAAUGAACCAUCUGUGCCAUUACCCAGUUUGGGAAAUCAUAAAAGUCACAUUAGCUUUAAUACAGAAAGAGCUGAUGUUGAUAUUACGACUAAUACAAGUAUUUCAUUGAACCGCACACCUACACCUCAUUACAAAGAAUUGAAGAGGUUGAGGGAAAUAUUGAAGAACACUCAUGUACCAGUUAAUCAAGUAUUAAAUGUGUCUGAAAUUAAAGAAGCUAAAGUGACUCAUAUAUCGGGCGAUUUAAACAUCUCGCAGGCGAGUUUAAAUAACGGACAAGAACCACAACCGACUGAAAUAUUGGAACCCGCGAACGAACAUGCUAAUGCAGGCCCAAAACAGCCUCCUCCAUAUCAUAUUGCAGCGGCGUAUUCCAAAAACGCUCAUUUGUUUGCAUACGGUCCUCCCAGUCCACAUGAUCAACCAAAGAGAUUCAGCCAACAGCAACCCUCCAAUAUUCAUAUGCCUACCCCGAAAAUGGCUACAAGACAUCAGAUGUUAGAGCCCAAUAAGUCUAAUGAUAUACAAAUGCUGGAAAGGAAAUCGUGGCCAUUUGGACAACACACAAUAUACAAGGUUAUGGAAAUUGAAAUGCCCGAAUUUCAUGAACCUGGGGAUUUUCAGAUUGUUGCAAAAAACGAUGGUAUAUUCGUUGAAGAAGUUAACGUCCAGGGAGCGAUGUACGAAAAAUUGCAUCCGGAUGAUAAAAUUCUGGCAUUCGACGACACUGAUUAUACUAACAUAGAUCCAUUGGCGGCAUACCAAGACGCCACACGUAAAAUAGGUAAUGUAAGGAUAGUUAUUAUAUCCCGCAAACAGAAAUCAUAGUAUAUUUAUUAUAUUUACUUUUAUAGAUGCUUAAAACCUUGUUUUUGUUUUUUUUUUAAAAAUCUGGAUUGCAAUGAUAGGACAAUUUUUAAUUUGUCUGGAUUUUUAAUAUAGCUUCUCGACAAGGCGAAAUAUUUUUAAUAAUUUUAUUUUCGGAUUUUAACAUAUAUUUUCGUAUGCUUCAAGUAGAUACUUGUAAUUUGUAAUACUAAUUUUUGAGAAAGAAAUGGUUUCCCCAGUCCUUAUUCCCUUCUGUAAUUAUAUUCAUUCUACAACUGUAUUUGAAACAAAGGCAAUUUUGUAUUUUUAAUUUGUUGAACUUGUCUUUAAAUUUACAGGAAUAUGACAGUUUUGCAUCUAGUAAUUGACAAUAAAAUUAGUUAUUUUUUUUAAUAAAAUAAAUUUGUUGUCAUUUACUGGAAGGUGUCUAAGACUGAAUGAUAUAUUUUAUGGUUUUAAUUUCGAAAUUACUUUGGCCUUAUAGAAUGUAGAGUUGUCAAAAUGCGCACAAAACAGUAAUUUAUAUUCACUAUUUUUUCGGUCUAUAUACCGAAAGUUUAUGUUAUUUCUAAAAUUGACUGAUUGACUGACUGAAUUUGAUUAAGUGUUCUUGAACUCUUGAGGUCUGGUUCUAACUCUAAUGAGUUUGAGUUAUUAUCACACCUCUAUGACUUUGUAAUGUACUUUAGAUCAAGUUCUGUUUAUAACCAAGUUACCAGUGUUAUAAUACGUAUGCCAAUCACUAGGUUAUUUAUGAAUUAAGAAAUAUUAUUGGUGAUAUUAGUUAUAUAUAAAAUAGAGAAGGUAUUAUAACAUUAACUAUUUCAAUAUGCAUAUAAUCCCAGUUUUAUAUAGGCAAACAUGAUGUCUAUUAGGCUCUAAAAUAUAAAAAUGUGUAUCAAAAUUUAUGAUGCAACUAAAUUUUUAUCUACUAUUAUAUGCUAUAUCUCUUAGAAGAAUGUUAAACGACUUAUAAUUGGUAUCUAUUUUUUAAUUUACAUUAAUGUCUUCCUAUAAAACCUGGGACCUUAAAGUGCGUAUAUAUUAGCGCGCUGCGCCGCGAACGCGCAGCGCGCGUAUAGAUUCGCCUGUAUUUAUACGUCUUGUCAAGUUGCGCGCACCCUGUACGCAAACCACUUGCCGCGAACCAUCUCCUGUCGAUUUUUUAACGCUCCGCUUUGUAGUGAAGACAGCGCGCGCAUUCCAUGCGCCUUUAUAUGUGGCUUUGUGUGUUUUCUUUGAAUAAAUCCUCUUUUUCUGUGGUUUUCUUUGAAUAUUGUUUAUUAAUGGAGUGGUCAAAGAGCCGCACACUCAUACUCAUCACUAAAAUUGCGUAGUUCUUCUCGCACGGCAGAGAGAUUAUUAACGACUAAACGAAUGUUCGCGGGAUUUUUAUGGAUAGGGGGAUGUUCGUUAAAACAAUAAAAGUAACGCGUGGCGAAUGCUUAGCGCAGCGCACCAAUAUAUACGCACUUUUAUAUAGGCAUAAAUAUUCUAUACCAAGUACAUUUAGAAAAAAACCUUCAUUAUUGGGAAUAUUGUUUUAAAGGUUACAUAAGCUCUAUAAACGUAAAUUAAACGAAUACACUUUUUAUAUUAAAAAUAGUUUGUUAAUUGAAACGCAUAUUACUUCUAAGGGAUCAUAUUUUACCAAUUAAGCUAAAAUAAAUUGCUUAAUUUGUCAAUACCAACAUAGUACCUAUUAGCUGUGAAAAAUGUCACGUUUUACAAAGCCGGCGUACAAAGUCUUAAAAUAAAAUUGCCAUAGGCUGUGAUCAGAAUAUUAUUCUAAUUAUUAAUAUAUGAUUUAAUACUAAACUCUUAGAAGUAAUAUUGCCAUACGUGUUAUAUUUUAGAAAGUUAUAAGAAAGGAAUAAUAUUCUCUGAUUAUGGCAGCAUUUUUUUCUACAACGUCCUACACAUUUUGAAAUUAAAUUCGGUGCUUUUUUGCUUCAUUAAAAAUAACUGAUAUUUUUCAGAGUGAUCUAAGGACUCUUAUAAAAACAUUUGUAUAUAUUUUUUUUAAUAAAUUUAAUAGGAUCGUGUUGAUACAUUGUAGUAUACAGGGUUUACAAUAACAUUUUUUUUGCUUUGGUUUACAACAUAUGAAAACAUUUUUUGUUCGUUCCUCACCAUACUUGAUUUUGUUUAAAUUUGACUAAUAAAUUUAAACAAUUUUUCCAUAUUCUAUAUAACAAAAUUGUAUGCAUUUUUCUUGAAAUUUUUUUAUAUUUUUUAUCAUAUGUAUAAUACAACUUCUAGGGUGAAAAUUUCCUUGUUAUUAUUAAAGUAAAAUAUAUUUAAUCUUUCUGGCUUUCAAAGACCCUGAAGUGUUUUCUAUGAUCUUUUUCUACGUGUAUUUCAUAUAUAUAUAUAUUAUAUAUAUAUAUACAGGGGUGUCCCAGGCUGAGCGUGCAUUAGAC